CAUCCGGCGCCACAGAAAGAACAAAGCCAGCGAGUCUGAGAAAGCGGAAUGGGCUGCUGAUAGCGGGGAGGGCGAGCAAGCCAAGAAAACUCAAGGGGCGGGGGCUGAAACGCAACGAGCUUCUGAGGAGGAGAGUCCAAGGGGCACCUCUCUCCCGGCACCAUGUGCAGGGAGCUUGGGUGGUAGCUGUUCACUCAGCCCAACGACCAACCUGGGAGAAACCACCGACUGGGUCAUGGCUGGUCAGAGCAACUCAGAGGGAGAUGCAGCAACGGUACCUGUGGGCAAAGAUGAUAUUCUAGAUGUGAAAUUAGACUCAGAGACUGUUAUCUGUGUCGGCUCACCCUAUGAGAGUCUCCCUGACGCGCACCAUCCUGACUUCCCGGACAACGACCCUCCUUCAGUACACUCCGGAGACCAGCUCAGUUUGAUCUUUGGAGAUGUUACUUCCCUUAAAAGUUUUGAUUCCCUCACUGGGUGUGGAGACAUAAUUGCUGAGCCAGAUAUCGACAGCAUUGCUGAGAGCACGAUCUCCGUGGAGCGCAGUAGAGAUGCUGCCAAGAGGAGCUCCUGCCUUGUCACUUACCAGGGUGGGGGAGAGGAGAUGGCCACACAGGAGGAGAUAGAAGAGUACCUCCAGCAGUUGUGGGAUGGCACUCCUGAUGCAGACAGCAGCUAUGAAGCUAGACUGCCCCAGCGUAUGAACAGUCCUAAGCUGCAGGGAGUGACUAACAAGCUAGAGACAUGCAGCUUGCGGGAGAAGCCAGCCCAUCUGUAUGCUGGAGGUGUGAUGGAUGAUGUAGAGCUCUUAACCCCGCCCAGUGACCAGCAAGAAUCUGCACCUAAUAGUGAUGAGGGUUAUUAUGACUCCACCACACCAGGGCCAGAGGAUGAACUUGGGGAAAUCAAGAAAGACCGUCUCCCAAGAGACAGUUACAGUGGUGAUGCACUUUAUGAAUUUUAUGAGCCUGAUGACACCCUGAUGAGCCCAUCUCUUGGGGACGAAUCCUUAUUUGAAAGCAAAGCAUCUCAUCCAGAGAUCUUCAGCUGCUUCUUAGACUUCGUUGUUCCUGCCAAGAAGAACCUUAUUCAGAUGAUGGGGCAGAGCAGUGGAGUGAUGGAGACUGAGGAAGAGAGGCUAGCUGCCAUUCAGAAACAGCUGCUGUACUGGGAGCUUCGGAGGGAACCAGUUUCAAAACAUCUGGAUGCCCCCAGCAAAGAGAAAUGUCCCAGGGACAAGCAAUACAUUGAAUGUAAUACUAGAGCAGCCAAAUUAAUUGGCAAAAAUCAAAGUUGCCUUGGUAGUGAGCAAGUUGCUUCUUCAGUUUUAAGCAGAAGUGUAGAUGCUGGGAUUUCAGUGUCCAGACUGGAAAAUCCUGAGUGGAGGGACUUUCAAGGGACACAGUGUCCAGAAAAGUAUUACAAUGGCCAAAAAGCCCAAGGAAGUUGCCUUAUUCAGCUCAUGAAAAACAAUUCUGUGUUUGAUUCUGAUUUGGAUAACGGAGUGUUUGCGGGACUAAGUAGCGUAGUCCCAGCCAAAACUAUGACCGGGGCUUACCCCAACUACAGAACACAUGACCAUGAUAGCUGUUUGCAAAAUGAACACCACAGCAGAGUGGAAAACAGCUUCAGGGAACCUCAGACAGAAAGCGAAUGUGAGCCCGAGCAUGCUGUUAACUUCUCUCAGGCGCUGGUUGAGUUCACUAGCAGCGGCACUCUCUUCUCCAGCCUCUCUGAAAGCCUUGGUAGCUCGGACUCGGGUUCUUCCUUCACUCAAAACCUUUCCGUCCUUCCAACCAUGGUCACUUUUGACAUAGUGGAUGUGGAGCAGGAAGGCGAAGGAGAAUGUGAGCAGCAUCUGGAGAUGAAUGCUGACGAGGACAUUGCUGCAUCCUUUGAGGCCUUCGAUGACAGCUAUGUGCAAAAGGAGUCCUUUGCCGAAUGUGAUGAACGAAUGUUCUCGGGGUAUAACCAAGACUCUUUCCAGAGCUGUAACUGGGGUGUUGGCAGCCUUCCCCGUCACUUGCGCUUGCACGGCUUGAGCCCCUCCAUGCCAGCACCACUCUCCAUCAACAGAAGGAGCAGAUCACUUGACACGGAGAGCUUGGAGUUGGAGCUUGCAGAUAUGCCUUUCUCCAAGAAUGGCCUUAAGCCUUGUCAGCACUGGUCUAAACAGGACAGUGGCAAAAAGGACUCUGUGCCUAGGCUGAGCAGAAGCAAAGAGAGCAUUCCACAGUCUCCUUCUGAAGGAGGAGAAGCUGAUGGCGUCCUUACUUGGCCAGAGUUGCAGCAUGCAGAGUACAAAGCUGAGCUUCCCUCAGGGGGAGAGAAGCAGUGGGGCUGCACUCCGACUGCAAGGGCUACUGUCAUCGGAGGCAACUGGGAUGCAUCUGAGCAUUCAGAAGUGGAUUCCCCUUAUGUGUCUCUUGCAUGGAACAAAAUGCCCCAGGAUACGGGGGGCAGUAAUCUAAUGCUGCAGACUCCUAGACACCUGGUCAGACCAUCCAAUUUACCUCUGCAGACUGAUACCAGGCAGGCCCAAGAAAUGUCUAGCUCCUACAGGUAUCCUAGAGAAAAUAUGGCCAAAAAGAUGGCUCGUGUGCUACCUUUGGGAGAAAAAGGGGCUGACUUACCUCAGAGUUUCGCUUUCACUCAGUCCCCUGACAAACCAGAAAAGUGCAAACCUAUUGGCAUCACACAAGGAACACUCCAGUCUCACAGUGGCACUGAGACCUUAAAACCCACAGCCUUCUUUGCUGAGUGUUAUGGAAGCUCCAGUACAGACCUGCUGAAAGGGGGACCCACACAUGGGAACAUGCUGCCUGUUAGCUGUCAAAGCACUACAGUGAAUGUAACAAUAGCCAAAUAGCUAAUCCUGGAGGGGAGAAGGAAGGCAACCAAGGGUUAACUUUCAGGGAGACAUGGGGUGGUGGGAGGGGGAAGCUAUAUUUCAACAAGUGGUUUUCAUUUAGAAUUGGUCCGACAAAGAUGAACUCUUCUCUCUUGCAGUUGCAGUCGGGAACAGUAUGUAGUCACUCAAAAUGCUGGUGGUGUUCUGCACUGCUGUGGGUGCUCUGUUGUGGUUAGGCCACUUCCUAGUUUCAUAGACGAAAGCUUGAGGCAGCACUUUUUUUUUUUUUUGGGGUUCAAUGUGAGCCAUCGCUCUGUUGACUCUAAUACAUGCGCAGAGCAAGUAUCAACACAUAGUACAGUUGCUGCUGGAAUAAAACCUGGAAACAGAAUCCCACUUCAGGCUGUUUUUCUGCAGAUCUAUUUAAAGGAACACCAUCAACUGCCAAAAAUCGUAACUCAGUCUGAAUGUCUUUAACACGAAAUGGCUGUAGCUGGAGCAUAAGAGGGAUGAUAAAAUCUUCCAAAUGUUUUUGUGCAUUGGCAAUACUUGAUACACACUCACUUGAUAGAGGUUUCACAUGUGGUCACUUUCCCCUUGUUUAUGUGGAUCUUUCACACAGUGACAUGGGGGAAAAAUAGGAACAAGUGGAUAUAAAGCUACAAAUUGUCAGGAGACUUAAGUAGUUGCAGGUACUGCACCUGUCUCAACAAUUAAAGCGAUAUUCAAAAGGAAUGAAAGCUUUUUGUUACUACUAACUUUCUGUGAAUCUUCUUUUUGACAAAUUUUGAAAUGUUUUCUCUACUUUUUCUCAUCAGUUGACUUCCCAGUGGAGAAGUGAGAGAAAAUAUGGCAAGUGUGUGUUGUGUUUUUUUUUUCUCCCCAUCAAAGUAAAAAAUCAUUCAAAAAAGGAAACAUUUCAAAAUGAGAACUUUCCUAUAAAUCUUCAUUUGGUCAAAAAGCUGCUUUCCUUUCUUCAUGUGCAGCAAUAGGGAGGAAGUCUUUCAACCAGUUUUAUUUUUAAUUCACUUGAUUUACAUGCCCUCCUCUCCCUUUUCCAAAAGCAACCUACAUUUUGAUGGUGUCAAUUUAAGAAUAAAAUGUCAAUAAUUCCCUUAUUUCUUAGGAGUGAUCAAACAUCAUCGUUUAUAGUGUUCAGCUUUUCCUCUGUGCUUUACCCAUUCUCCCUAGGACAUGAUUAGUGUCUUUUAUAUAAGCUAAUAUGGAUCAUGCCUGUAGCUGUUAAGUUGCAGAUAUUGAUGCUUUUCUUCAAAAGGAAGUUGUGUUUUUAAUUUUUAUUUUCUUUGCAUAAAUUCAUAAAGGAAAGUAUUCUGUUAAUUGGAAUACGGGAUGUAACACAGCCUAAAUUAGGCUUCACAAUUUCUCUUUCUCCCAUCUGGAGGAAAUGACAAAGCUAGACCUACUGCCAUCCUUUUUCUCCACAUCUUAUAGGGAAGAUUGAGGAAGUAAGCAAGCUGUGGAGAUGUGAUUUGCUCUGGAGAGAGGGCUAUUAGCAUAGACAAAAAUCCCUAAAGCAUAUGUUUCAGGCUAUUGGAGCAGAGCUCAAGUCUUCAUUUAAGGAAACUCUUUUGUCCUUGUCAGUCUUAAAUCAUAGAAUGCUAGGACUGGAAGGGACGAUUUCAAUCUCUUGUAUGGAUCUCUCUUCCUCCUGUAAUUUGCUAAGUCGGUCUGAGCUCAGUCAAGGUUUGUGUAUUUGGACUUAAUUUGGUUCCUGGUGAAGUACAGCACACUUAAUUUAAAAAAAAAAGCCCUUUUCUGCUUUUUUUUAUGUAGAGAGACUUUCUCAAUGGUUUAAACAUAAAAUUGAAAAAAUUUAAACUAGGGAUAUCAGGUCCUCCUCUUUCUGCUUUCUUUUUGGCAAAAUCUGUGGGGACCCGAAUAGGGAUGUCACACCAUAUCUGUGUGUAUCUCCUGCUUUAAGGAUGAUUCUGAAAUCUGCAUAAAUUCCAGUUACAUCAGAUUACUGCUUUCUUGUCCCAUAACCUACAUUUCAAACGUGGCUCAAAUUUGUAGUAUAGAAUGGUUUUGCAUACGCUGGCUCAAAGUCCCAUCUAUAGAACACAUUUAGAAUCCUGUUCCUAAAUAGAUUAGCAAACAUCUACAUUUUAAAAGCUUAAGAGGGAUAGCUGAGUUAGUCUGUAACAGGAAAAACUUAAAAAA
Molecule: messenger RNA, 5032 nt
Organism: Pelodiscus sinensis (Chinese soft-shelled turtle)
Lineage: Eukaryota; Metazoa; Chordata; Testudines; Trionychidae
Gene: AMER1
Product: APC membrane recruitment protein 1
Biological process (GO): regulation of canonical Wnt signaling pathway
Cellular component (GO): plasma membrane
Molecular function (GO): phosphatidylinositol-4,5-bisphosphate binding; beta-catenin binding
Source: RefSeq, a predicted model, not a curated record